UUAUUUAGGAACUUGACAACUAGAGAGGAUGAUAUUUUAAAUGGUUAUAUAUAUGUUGGUGAGACUUUAUGUAUACUCGAUUGUCCGUCUCCAUUAUUUACAAUUAGAGAGUGGGAUAUGUUUUAUAUAAUGUCAAUUGUUAUGGGUGGUAUAUCCAUGAUUGCUUCUUUAUUUUUAAUAAUAACCUAUAGCCCAAUAAUAAAUAGAAAGAUUAAUAAAACUUCACUUGCAAUAUUAUCGAUGGCAGUUAGUAUCUUUUUAAUGUCCUCAACAGAUGGUUAUCAAAUAUGGGAUGUAGACAGGGGAUUCACUAAAUAUUGCCCCGAUAAAGGUAGAUAUGCCAGACAAUCCGAUCGAAGUUGUUUAGCAACAGGAUUAUUAUUUCAAUAUGGCUCAGUAUCAGCAAUUAUGUGGUGGUCAGUUUUAGCAUUUGAUUUGUGGAUGUCGAUAAAAAAGAAAAAAACAGGUAAAAGACAAAUAUUUUAUUAUUUUAUAGGUAUUAAUAUUAUUUCAAUUGUGUUUACCCUAGCACCAAUAGGCCAUAAUCAAUAUGCUUAUAAUACGGCUUCAAUUGGAUGUUGGCUAUCCGAAUUAAAAUAUCAACUUGCUUUUUUUUUUAUUCCACUUGCAAUAGUCCUAACAUUUGGUUCAGUUUUUAUAGUUUUAAUUCUAUAUGAAAUUUAUAAACUAUCAGAUAUAGUGGAGAAAAAAACAUUAAAAAAAUAUAUUAGACCUUCAAUAUUAAUUAUAUUGAUGUGUUUGGAAUUUUAUUAUAUGGUAAUAUAUUAUUCCUAUAUCACCAAAGAUGAAAAGAAUGUAGAAAAAAGACUAGUUAAUUAUAUUAUAUGUUUAUUCGAAAAUGAAAAUAAACCAGGAGGUACAGAUAAAUGCCAUUUUAAAACUCUGUCACCAUCAGCACAAUUUAUAUUUUUAUUUUCAUACCGUAUUAUGGGUUUAGAAGGUUUGAUAUUCUAUGGAUUUACUACUCAAACAAAAAAAAUUUGGAAAAAGUCUUAUUUAUUUAAU
This is a messenger RNA of Dictyostelium purpureum, 1026 nucleotides long. RefSeq lists its product as uncharacterized. Gene Ontology annotation, molecular function: transmembrane signaling receptor activity. The record is from RefSeq and is a predicted model, not a curated record. Gene Ontology annotation, cellular component: membrane. The annotation marks the transcript as partial. NCBI's taxonomy places the organism in Eukaryota, Evosea, Eumycetozoa, Dictyosteliales, Dictyosteliaceae. Gene Ontology annotation, biological process: cell surface receptor signaling pathway. The transcript has 3 exons.